This is a messenger RNA of Chanos chanos (milkfish), 2728 nucleotides long. It is a transcript of the gene tom1l2a, whose product is annotated as target of myb1 like 2 membrane trafficking protein a. The record is from RefSeq and is a predicted model, not a curated record. The coding region runs from base 1 to 1620 and encodes 539 amino acids. Gene Ontology annotation, molecular function: phosphatidylinositol binding; ubiquitin binding; clathrin binding. The transcript has 15 exons. Gene Ontology annotation, biological process: signal transduction. NCBI's taxonomy places the organism in Eukaryota, Metazoa, Chordata, Actinopteri, Gonorynchiformes, Chanidae. Gene Ontology annotation, cellular component: endosome; membrane.
AUGGAGUUCUUACUGGGGAAUCCGUAUAGCACUCCUGUUGGACAGUGCAUUGAAAAAGCCACAGAUGGUUCCCUGCAAAAUGAGGACUGGACGCUCAACAUGGAGAUCUGUGACAUUAUCAACGAGACAGAGGAAGGGCCAAAAGAUGCCAUCAGAGCUGUGAAAAAGAGACUGAACGGGAACAGAAACUACCGGGAGGUGAUGCUUGCUCUGACAGUGCUGGAGACCUGUGUGAAAAACUGUGGCCACCGUUUCCAUGUCCUUGUUGCUAACCGGGACUUCAUCGAUGGUGUCUUGGUGAAAGUCAUCUCUCCGAAAAAUAACCCUCCGACCAUAGUGCAGGACAAAGUGUUGGCAUUGAUACAGGCUUGGGCAGAUGCUUUCAGGAGUAGCCCAGAUCUGACUGGAGUCGUCCACAUUUAUGAAGAGUUGAAGAGGAAGGGCACUGAGUUCCCCAUGGCAGACCUGGAUGCCCUCUCACCAAUUCAUACUCCACAAAGGGGAACCCCUGAGGUGGAUCCAGCCACACACAAAUACAAAGUGUCUCCCCAGUCCAACGCUGCAUCUCAGAAUGCCUCUAAACCUGUUACUGCCACUGCCCAAUCUUUCACCCCUCCUCAGGCCCCUGUCAUGCAGGGCCCCAUCACUGCCAACCCAGAGCAGAUUGCCAGACUGCGGAGUGAGCUAGACAUUGUGCGUGGAAACAGUAAAGUGAUGUCAGAGAUGCUGACGGAGAUGGUGCCUGGGCAAGAGGACGCCUCAGACCUUGAGUUACUGCAGGAGCUGAAUAGGACAUGCAGGGCCAUGCAGCAGAGAAUAGUGGAACUCAUCUCUCGUGUGUCCAAUGAAGAGGUCACUGAGGAAUUGCUGCAUGUCAACGAUGACUUAAACAACAUUUUCCUUCGAUACGAGAGGUAUGAGAGAUACAGAUUGGGCCGAGCAGCUCAGAACAAUGGAGUUCUUAACGAGGCCACAGAGGAUAACCUGAUUGAUCUGGGCCCGGGCUCGCCCGCUGUAGUCAGUCCUCGUGUCAGCAGCGCUCCUACGUCCAGCACUCCUGCUGCUCCGACUGCUCCUGCUGCUCCGACUGCUCCUGCUGCUCCGACUGCUCCUGCUGCUCCUGCUGCUCCUGCUGCAGUCUCCACAGUCGCUUCCCUGUCCACUCAACUGGCUGGACUUGAUGUGGGUGUAGAUAGUGUAAGUGGAACUCUUAGCUCUCUGCCUACUCACAACCCCCAGGAUGAUUUUGACAUGUUCGCUCAGACCAGAACAAGCUCCCUGGCCGACCAGCGCAAAAACGUGAAGUACGAGGACCCGCAAGCCCUCGGCGGCCUGGCUUCCGCCCUGGAUGUCAGACAGCAGAACACAUCCGGGAUUCCCGUCUCGCAGUCCUCUGUCAUGGAUGACAUUGAGGAGUGGCUCUGUGCUGAUGUGAAAGGUGAUGAGGCAGAAGAAGGCGUGACAAGUGAAGAAUUUGACAAGUUCUUAGAAGAAAGGGCCAAAGCCGCAGACACAGCACUACCAUCGCCCCCUAGUGGAGACCCCGGCCCACCUGUGAGUUCCUCUGGCAGCAGCCGCAAGAAAGCGGAGCGGACGGAGGACGCCCUGUUUGCCUUGUAGAUGGCUGACCGGAGAAAAAAAAAAAAAAGCUCUCUUCUCUGGAAGCCUCCCCUCUCGCCAUAACCAGCUCCAUUCCAGCGCUGCAGCAGUGUAGAGAACUAGCAUCUCUCGUCAUUGCCCCUUCUUACCAACAUCCAGACGCUUGCUGCCUGCGCCACAACUCUGCAAUUCUAUCGACGUGUUUGAUGCAUCAAAGAUAUCGUCAUAGUCUUGCGUCCCGUUUCACUCCCCUGACUGUGGGGAGCUUAGCCUGACACUGUGAGACAGGGCGUGUGGUUAAGGUCUACUUCUGACUUUAUCUGUAGCUGGAUUGAAUAGGGGGCAUGCCGUAAAUGGUUUCCAAUAGAAAAUGCAAUUAACAGAAAGUCGAUUAUGUUUUUAAUGAGAUCAUUUAAAGGUUUCUUUGAUUUUUUUUGUGAGGCAUUCCAUUUUCUAUUAAUUUAUUCCUAAUUUUCAACAUUUUACUAAGAAUAUGGUAUCUUAUGAAUAUAUGGUGAUUUCUUUUUUUUCACAUUUUUUCCUUAGAUCUCCAAAAUGUAAAUAUCGUUAACAAAAGAAAAAAAAAAAACCCUGCCAUUCCAUCAGUUUGGUUGUAUAAAUUCUAAAUCGCUCCUGUUGAAAAAUAAAGUGUAGUUCUGUGCCAUUCUUUCCAAUGAGACUGAGGUCACCAGAAAUCAAGGCUGUAUUACUCACCUCUCCUGCUCUCAGGCUGCACAGAGAGAUGAGCCAGACCCGUGCGUAUCUGAUGAGCAGGGCAAAGUUUGAAAAGGGAAAGCCAAUACAUUUAAUUAUUUUAUCCUUACCUAUACCUUGUCUGACACUGAGGGCCACCUGUCCAUUCUCCCUGUGUGUUUGCGUGCAUGGCUGUUCGACUGUAAGUGUGGAGGGGGGGGGAUAUGGCUGCUUAGUCAUAAUUGCCACUCGCGUAUACUGACCAAAGGUAGUUUAGAUGACCUUUCUUGCAGAUGCUUUUUCCCCCAAAAUGGAGUGAGUUUUUAAUGCUCUCUCUUUUCCAAAGAGUCAAAUGUAAGCACUUCUAUGUCUUCAAGUUAAGAGUAAAUUUUUCAGAUAUAUGUUGUCCAGAGAAGAUUAACUGCUUUAAGACACA